Messenger RNA from Paramecium pentaurelia, 664 nucleotides. The record is from the annotation of a GenBank genome assembly. NCBI's taxonomy places the organism in Eukaryota, Ciliophora, Oligohymenophorea, Peniculida, Parameciidae.
AUGCAUUAAAUUCUUAAUAAAUAAUAAAUUAUUUAGUUUAUAAUUCUCUCAAAGUUUUUAAGCUUGUUAAAUAUUUAAUACAGUAAAAAUUGUUAUAUUAAUUAUCCUCCCCCCCCAGUCUAGCCAACGAGUAAGAAUGUGAAGCUUCUCUUUAGGGGCUCAGAUUUUUUUUGUUCCUCAGGCAUCUUGUUUGUUUCUGUCGAAGUACUUCACUCGGAAGGCUGAAGAGGCUUGGAUAUAUGCUGAAGAUGAGUCCUCCGAAUUCAGGCAGAGGCAGAUAUCUGAGUACCACAUUAAAUAGGAGCUGUUCAUUCCCUGUAAAUUUUAUACAAAAAGAAGGAAUGUUAAGAAAAAGAAGGUAGGAGUAUUAAGAGGUAGAGCUGAGAUGAAACCUACCCUUAAAGUAGUAUUCUUUAGCAAGUUAAGUAAUACAAGCGCGUCGAAGCCUGGUCGUGGAUCCGAAAAUAUCAACCAAGUUGGUUACCUGAGACUCAAUAGGAUCUUUUUUAAUUAUGAGGAACCCGUAAAAUUUUAGUAAAGUCAGUUAUAAAUUGAAUUAAAAAUUUUAGGAACCCUAUUAAAAUAUUUUAAUGAAAAAUGUAUAUAAGGGAAAUUACUAGAACAUAACCGGGCAUAUUUCAUGACUCAAUGUUCCGAUUCUUGA